Messenger RNA from Fonsecaea multimorphosa CBS 102226, 1719 nucleotides. RefSeq lists its product as uncharacterized. The record is from RefSeq and is a predicted model, not a curated record. NCBI's taxonomy places the organism in Eukaryota, Fungi, Ascomycota, Eurotiomycetes, Chaetothyriales, Herpotrichiellaceae. Bases 1 to 1719 code for a protein of 572 amino acids. Gene Ontology annotation, molecular function: protein dimerization activity. The transcript has a single exon.
AUGCCACGGCCGAGACCGCCGCCCACUCCAACCGGCUCAUCUGACCUGAGAGCGCUGGAAAACUUGAAGGCGUUUCAGGCCUCAGAUAUGGAAUCCAUCUUCACCCUACCGCCGCCAGCAAUUCGGUCAUCCGACGCACAAUCCCAGAACCACCAGAGCGGAAAGUCGUCGCACGCACGAGACGCCACAAACACCACGGCGCUCACGCAAAGCACCCCUCCAAUCUCUCCCCAAGACAAACCGCUUACUGCAAGUCCGCGGCACAAAAGAACGUCUUCAGGGGUGGUCAAGUCAACCGCCGAAUCUACGAGUACCAACGGCGGCGCUUCCAAUUCCUACGCUCUCCCCCCUCCUCCAAGUCGAGCCCGCAAGAUCAUCCAGAUGAAACCCAAAUCUCAGGCCACAAACAACUCCUCCCCCGCCAGUGACGCCAGCUACGUACCUCCCACUUCGGCCGCAACCUCGACCACCUCCGCCCCCUCCAACAAAGCAUCCGCAACCUCGUCCGGAGGUGCAUCCUCCAAUGCCACCGCCACGAAUACGAAGCGGAAACAACCCUCCGCCACAAGCGCCGCGGGCAGGAAAAUUGCCCGCAAGACCGCCCAUAGCAUCAUUGAGCGUCGCAGGCGGAGUAAAAUGAAUGAAGAGUUUGGGGUCCUAAAGGACAUGAUACCCGCAUGUGAAGGGGUGGAGAUGCACAAACUCGCCAUCCUGCAAGCCGGGAUCGAAUAUGUACGGUAUCUCGAGGGAUGCGUGGCGCAGCUCAAGGAGGAAAAUGCGAAGCUGGGCGGCAAAGUGAGGACUUCCACAGGUUCAAGGAUGCAGACGGAUGACCCGCCCGGUGAGGACGAAGACAUGGACGAAGAAGAAGACGAGCAAGACGAGGAUGAGGAACAAGACGAGGCUGUCGACGACGUGCCUGCUCCCACGGGUCCUCCGGCAAGGAUCCGAAAUCAUCGACCCAGCGGCGCCGUGGCCGGGAGCGAAUGGGCAUUGCGAGAUUCGCGCAAAUCUUCGGUUGCCUCGUUGAGCGGUUCUUCAGCGUAUCCGUCUCCUCACAUUCACAGCCAAUCGCAAGGAGCAAUGGACGAGGCCGGCGGCUUGAGGAAGAGGCCCCUCUUGCCCGCCGGUGUCCAAUCCUUCACGGCCUCCCCUUCGAUCUCAGUGCACUCGGGUGGAGGUAUCAUCUCGUCCGCGACGCCGACUCCAACGCUGCUCUCGCCCGCGUUCAACUCGAUCCAUUUCUCCCCGGAUCUAGCGCGCACGCAAACCAACAGCAGCGUCGGGAAGUCUGGCAGUAGUGGGGUGCUGAACACCCCCGCGUCUUCAUGGGCAACAGUCAACCCCUCAGGCAGCUCUUCCGGGUCGGUGUCCAACCCGAGUCCGAAUAUGCAACCGCUGCCUUCACCGAAAGCCGCCAUGAACCUCCCACUGCCUCACCCGGCGGUGGCGUCCUUACAACUGCCACCACAUUACAGCGCGGCGAUCCAACGCGAGCGCGAGGGCGGGAGCAAGUCCCCAGGCGGCAUGAGUGACGCUUCGGGAACCGCCGAGGCCACGGCCAGUGCGGCUUUGAUGAUGUUGACCAACGAGUGGAGAGGUGGUGGUCGGUCGGACGCCGUCCAAGGCAACGUGCCUGCUCCCGCGGUGGCUGGGAUGAGAGACGACAGUAAAGAUCGAGGCAAAGGCAUGAGCGUGCGAGAUUUGCUGAGUUCAUGA